This is a messenger RNA of Echinostoma caproni, 333 nucleotides long. The record is from the annotation of a GenBank genome assembly. NCBI's taxonomy places the organism in Eukaryota, Metazoa, Platyhelminthes, Trematoda, Plagiorchiida, Echinostomatidae.
GGUUCGCUGGAUCGUAUAGUCGCCAGUGGUGGUGAGCAUAUUAAUUCCCAGGGAAAAGUGAAAGCGAUGGCUUUUAUUGACAACGGAUUAGAUACCCCGUUGAUCACCAAACGCUUCGACGUAAACUACAACGUCACAACCCUACCAUCUUCCCUGGCGAUCAGCACGGUGAACGGCAUCAAGGCGAUUUCUGCCGAUCAAGGAAACGUGACGUUGGUUUUGCUAGAUAAUGGUGAACGAGUAGAGGUGACGGAAGCUUCCACCAUUGCCGACUUGCCGGUGCGAGCAGUGGAAUCGAUCAAGGAAUUAGCAACGCGCUGGCCACAUCUGUGA